Molecule: messenger RNA, 1096 nt
Organism: Bursaphelenchus okinawaensis
Lineage: Eukaryota; Metazoa; Nematoda; Chromadorea; Rhabditida; Aphelenchoididae
Source: the annotation of a GenBank genome assembly
AUGACUAGUACCAAAAGGCCCCCUGAGGGAGCUGUUCUACCUAAUUACAAGAUGGUUGUGAUAGGCGAAGGUGGUGUGGGCAAGUCUUCUUUGACUAUACAGUUUUUUCAAGUAAGUUAUGAGGAUUUUGAGGUGUUUAUUGUUAAUUUAGACAACUUUUUAAAGUGUCAACAGUAUUUUAGAUUAAAUUUACUAAGGUUUCAAGACAUUACAGUACAAAUAACUACCUUAAUAUAGUCUUUUUUAAAAAAAUAUGUAAAAAAUAACUCAAAAACAGUGUUUCUGAUGAUGAUAUUUCAUAAAGUUCAUGUGACCUGGUUUUAGAAGCAAUUUUUGGAUUACUAUGACCCAACAAUAGAAGAUCAGUACAUACAACACUGUGAAGUAGACGGUCAAUGGGUAAUGUUAGAUGGUAAGUAACAGUAACUCAAAAAAGUACUUUACUAUAUCGCUAAGGAAGCCUGCAAUCACCAUUAUCUUGACUUUUAAAAAAUUAUUAAUAGCAAACCUUAAUGUGACACCUUUUAGUAUUAGACACAGCUGGCCAAGAGGAGUUCUCGGCCAUGAGAGAACAGUACAUGAGGAACGGCCGAGGCUUCAUGUUGGUCUACUCGGUAACAGACGAACAAAGUUUCGAAAAUUCUAGAAAGCUGUACCACCAAGUACUACGAGUGAAGGACAAAUCCGAGUAUCCAGUGCUGUUAGUGGCUAACAAAGUCGAUCUAAUCAAUCACAGAAAAGUCAGCGAACAACGUGGCCGAGCUUUGGCCGAUGAAUUGAAAUUACCUUACAUUGAGACGUCAGCCAAAGACCCACCGAUUAAUGUAGAUACUGCCUUCCAUGAGUUGGUCAGGAUCAUGAAAAGCUUCCCUGGAGAUGAAGAUAAUACAGAGGUAAAGUGGACAUUAUAAUAGAGUGAAAUGACAUAAAAUACUAAAAAAAAAGAACAGAGAGUAAAAUGUUAUGCAUAAAAAAUGAACAAUAUUAAUAAUGCUACUAUGAUCUUUUCGAAUUCCAGAAAACAGAAGUCUCCGCCAGCGCGAACGCCAAGCAGAAAGGUCGAAAGAACAAGGACAAAAAGUGUUAUGUAAUGUGA